Molecule: messenger RNA, 1598 nt
Organism: Ectocarpus sp. CCAP 1310/34
Lineage: Eukaryota; Phaeophyceae; Ectocarpales; Ectocarpaceae
Source: the annotation of a GenBank genome assembly
GAUCGUGCCGUGUGCUGACGAGCUGACGCUCCCCACAGUAGUCUACAGUCAAUUCACCUUUCGGAUGUGAGCAUCUUCUGUUGAGUUUUCUAAAGCACCAUCUGUAGCCCACUUGUCGUGUUGGUGUAUGUACACAUGUACAGCUUUUGUUGGGGAGAGCUUCCGGUCUCCUUUUUGGCGCUGGCUAUAAAACCCAACAAUCAAUGCUGCUGCUGCGUUUACGCACACGGCAGCCAUAUUUGCGACGUCGGAUCGGCAACAUCAACAUGAAUUGCCGAGAGUACGGUUCAGGAGCCCCUGCCAGGUGCUGCGCCGUGGUGUAUGUGUCAGAAGGGAGAAACAACACGCUGUUGGAUGCUCUGGCCGAGGCGGCAAGGACGACUGCUCCCGGUACCGCUGGCCUGAUCAGGCAAUUCAGAGAUCCCCAGUACCACCGCACGGGCUUCACGAUAGGCGGCGCGUGUCCCGAUGCCGUGGCGAGAGCUUCGGUAGAGGUUAGCCGUCGCGCCGUCCUCGCAAUCGAUCUUCUCGAGCACGAGGCAACUCACCCCCGAAUCGGGGUGGUGGAUCAUGUGUCAGUGCACCCACUGGGGGGGAGAGGCAGCCAGGAGAUUGCUCUGAAGGCAGGCUUGGCCAUUGCGACGGCACUGGGCAAGGAUGUGGGCCUACCCGUCUUGCUGUACGGCGACCUAAAGAACGGCAGACAGUUAGCGGAGGUGCGGAGAUCAACACCCUACUUUGUCGGCGGAGAGCUCCCCGCGACGAUCGAUGCAGACCUUGGGCCAAACGAGGUGGAUGCGUCUCGAGGUAUUGCCACCGUCGGCUGCACCCCGCUGGUGACAAACUACAAUAUCCUCCUGAGCACCGAUGACAAGCGCCUGGCUUCGAAAGUGACUCGAAGCCUGCGAGAGAAAGAUGGCGGAUUGCCGUGGGUGGAAUCACUAACCCUUCAGAGAGAAGACGGUACGUUCGAGGCCGCCUGCAACCUGCUUCGGCCGAAAGAAACAACGACGGCCAACGUGUUAGCUGUGGCUGCAGAACAAGCGGCCGGUGUUGGCAUCCGAGUUGUGGAUCACUACGAGACGGGACUUCAGGAAGAGGAAGCCUUGGCGGCAAUAUCUCGUUUUUCGUCAGAGAGAAAGUGAAAUGUGUGGAUAUUUGCUGAUGACGGGGGAAAGGGUUGAAGGCGGAGGAAAGCAGAAACGAAAGAUUAGUGUUGUAGAUCCCAACGUACUUCCAAUGAAGCUGUUUUUUUGUGGUCUGAUGUUGCAACUGGGGUCCCGUGUGGUGAGGCGAGACUCAGUCAAGGAUGCACUUCCGCGAGUUGUUGUUGCAGAAGAAGAACCUUGUCUUUGCCCCCCCUUGCGUUGAAGGGAGGUACGCCUUCAGCACGUUGGCAUGGGCUCACAAACACCGCACCGGCAGGCGACUACCCAAUCCGCCGCAAAACACAACUCUGCCUUCUGGCGUUGCCAAACUUGUGAUUUUCUUAGCUGGCGGUACCUUGAUGCAAUUCGGGUGGGCAAACAUUUGGCUCAGGGAAGAAGAGUCGCCCGCCGGCCUACGGGCUACUGAACGACCCGAGCGGUACUCUUUGU